Pelobates cultripes (western spadefoot toad) is the source of this 771-nucleotide messenger RNA. The record is from the annotation of a GenBank genome assembly. Lineage: Eukaryota; Metazoa; Chordata; Amphibia; Anura; Pelobatidae.
AUGGGGCGGCGGAAUAAAAAAUCGAUGCCGGAUAGACCCCCUUCUAACGCAGACAUCAGAGAUCUCCUGCGGAGGCCCCAAAUCUCCAAAAGGCCGGAAAUGGCGUCUCAGAUGGAAGGCCUAUAUCACUCGUUUAGCAAGGCCUCCAAGUCUGAGGAAGACGACCAUGGCACUAGAAUUGUGAGCAGACCGAUCCACUCAUCUACGAAACCUAUUCUCACAGAGGAGCAGCUCAAGGACAUGCUGGGAGAGCUGCGCUGCAAUAUAGCAGCUGAUAUUGGAGUGUUCCGCAACGAGAUCAGCACAGUGGUGGCCCACCUGCAAAACGCGGAGCCCAAUACCGCCACACAAGAGACCCUACUGGUGUCGGUGGAGCAACAACUCCUCGCCCUGCAAAAGGCCCAAAGGCAACACCAAGACAGUAUGGCAGCGCUUGAGGACAAAAGACGCUGGAAGAACAUCAAAAUCUGCGGCCUGCCUGAAGCAGUGGAGACCGCAGAGCUACCGCACCUCUUCCGCAGAAUGCUCAACAUGCUCUUCACAACCAAACAGGCCAAAGGGAUGCCACUGGAUAGCUGCUUUCACAUCUCCAGACCACAAACCGACACACCAGAGAAGGGGAAAGAUGUCAUCAGAUUCCAGCAAGGCCGAGAUCGCCAGAUAUUCAUGGCGGCCGUGCACAGUAAGUCUCCUUUCCACUUUGAAGGCCAUUCCCUGACCUUUUACCCUGAUCUGUCCAAGGCCACCAUGGACUGGAGAUGGUCCCUGUGA